This is a messenger RNA of Nycticebus coucang (slow loris), 6872 nucleotides long. RefSeq names its product beta-1,3-galactosyltransferase 1 (gene B3GALT1). Gene Ontology annotation, molecular function: N-acetyl-beta-D-glucosaminide beta-(1,3)-galactosyltransferase activity. The transcript has 4 exons. NCBI's taxonomy places the organism in Eukaryota, Metazoa, Chordata, Mammalia, Primates, Lorisidae. Gene Ontology annotation, cellular component: membrane. The record is from RefSeq and is a predicted model, not a curated record. Bases 733 to 1713 code for a protein of 326 amino acids.
UCUACUGGUGCAGCUGGGCGAGCUCGCGCGGGCGCCGCCGCCGCCUCCGCUGCUGCCCACCCCUCCGCGCCGCCGGCCGUGCGGAUCUUGCGGCCGGCCGCCGGGGACUGCCGGCCAAGAGAGCGGAGCACGAGGAGGCGGAGGCGGCGAAGUGAUGCUGGCGCCGGGGAUCGGGGCAGCGGCAGCGGAGCAGCAGCAUCUUCGGGACCCUGGCUGCAGCGUCCCUGUGGCCCGCGGACCAGCCCAGCGGCCGGAGACCACGCUCCCCGCGGACCUGUUAGAAACACUUCAAGAAUCGCUCAGUCCAGGAGUGGAGGGGUUGUGUAAAGACAGACGCUUUACCCUGAGAGGAGUGCUGAAAUUUUCAUCCUAAGGAUUCUACAGUUUGCUAAACAGCAGCUGCUCCUGGCAUGAGCCCCUCAAAUCUCCUCCUCAAACAGACUGAGACCAUGCUUUGUGCCCUGCACCUGGAGUGAGAAGAACAGCACACCUGAUCCAACAGAGUUACAAGGGAAAAUUUCCGAGGCAUAGAAUACUCCAUCCUGUUUGGAAGACAGUAGACCACGUGCCAAGCUGCCCGAGUGCCGCUGAGGCCCCUGGACAGUCGCCCACUCACACUUCUCUCCCAAAUGUUAAGAUUUAUUAGUAAUAUGCUGCCUUCGGAAGAUGAAAAGAAACUAGUGCCAAGAAGGUGUAUUCUCCGGUAUUUGGAAUAGACGCGCUCUUAGGACAAUGGCUUCAAAGGUCUCCUGUUUAUACGUUUUGACAGUUGUGUGCUGGGCCAGCGCUCUCUGGUACUUGAGUAUAACUCGUCCCACUUCUUCCUACACGGGCUCCAAGCCAUUCAGCCACCUAACAGUUGCCAGGAAAAACUUUACCUUUGGCAACAUAAGAACUCGACCUAUAAACCCACAUUCUUUUGAAUUUCUUAUAAAUGAGCCCAACAAAUGUGAGAAAAACAUUCCUUUCCUCGUUAUCCUCAUCAGUACCACCCAUAAGGAAUUUGAUGCCCGCCAGGCAAUCCGAGAGACCUGGGGAGAUGAGAACAACUUUAAGGGGAUCAAGAUAGCGACUCUCUUCCUCCUGGGCAAGAACGCUGACCCUGUCCUGAACCAGAUGGUGGAGCAAGAGAGCCAGAUCUUCCACGACAUCAUCGUGGAGGAUUUCAUCGACUCCUACCACAACCUUACCCUCAAAACACUCAUGGGGAUGAGAUGGGUGGCCACUUUUUGUUCAAAAGCCAAGUAUGUCAUGAAAACAGACAGUGACAUUUUUGUAAACAUGGACAACCUUAUUUAUAAAUUACUGAAACCCUCUACCAAGCCACGAAGAAGAUACUUUACUGGCUAUGUCAUCAAUGGAGGGCCAAUUCGGGACGUCCGCAGUAAGUGGUAUAUGCCCCGGGAUUUGUACCCUGAUAGUAACUACCCGCCGUUCUGUUCGGGGACUGGCUAUAUCUUUUCGGCAGAUGUGGCUGAACUCAUUUACAAAACCUCACUCCACACAAGGCUGCUUCACCUUGAAGACGUAUAUGUGGGACUGUGUCUUCGAAAGUUGGGCAUCCAUCCUUUCCAGAACAGUGGAUUCAAUCAUUGGAAAAUGGCCUACAGUUUGUGUCGGUAUCGGCGUGUUAUCACCGUACAUCAGAUCUCUCCAGAAGAAAUGCACAGGAUCUGGAAUGACAUGUCUAGCAAGAAACAUCUCAGAUGUUAGGAUUUUUACCGAUGUAAAUACGUUUCCUUUCUCCUUCUUUUCUUUUUUUUUUUUUUAAUUAAGACAUGGGGGCCUAAGACGUUGGUAUUUUAUAGGUGUCACUAGGGGAAAUGAACUGAUAAAGGGGUUUUAUAAAGUUUUUGCUUCCCGCUCCUAGUUCCUUUCUUGGAUUACCAAUUUACAAAUGUUGGGCUCUGGUCAUAGAAACAAUAAAUGAGUUAGAAGGGCCAGAUCUCAUUCUCAGGUCCCAACGCAUUGCCAUUUAUCUCACAAAGUGACUGCCAAACAACUCCUAAGAUUUAUGUACUGUGCAUCUGAGAUAGAAAUUUGGUUUAUGGCAAGCUGAAACUCAGUAAUGUCUUCAUAUCAUCUCGACGAAACUGAAUAAAUAAGUAAAUAACUCUUUUUCUAAAACAAUUCAGAAAUGCUGCACAGUCAGGAAGACACACUAGAUGUGAUUAUUAGUAUUGUGUAUGUUAUUACAUCGAAUUUUCACAAAUAUCGCCAUGUAAUGUGUACAGUAUUCGCAGUUCCACCAAGAAAUGAACUUAGUGCUGGCAGGGAGGCUGCAGGUAAACAGAUGGGGAUUUAAACCUGAGAAUCAAAUAUUCUGUAGGUUUAGAAGUCAACUCUGCUUGCUCAUCCAAGGAUUAAACCUGGUCAGCAGGUGGAAUGUAUAUAAAAAUGCUACUUAAAGUAAACAAGAGAAUUCUUCCUUUUCUCUCCCCCACCCCUUUUUGCUCUUUCAGAACACACAUUACAUGGUGCCUUCCAGGAGCCUUUGCCAAAUGUAAUCUCACCUGCUUCCUUUUCUACAUAUGCACAUUUCACAGUUCCUGGAUCUGGCAGGCACGUGUCUCCAAAUAUAGAAAAUAAGUUGAUAGGAGGCCAGAGAACACUCAAUCACAUUGAGAAAACACAAACUUAGGUAUGAAUUAUGAUUAACAUAAGCUUAGCAAUAGUAUAAGAUGCCCUCCCACAAAUUUGCAAGGCACAUGAGAAAAUCUGUAAGGGUUACCAAUACUAUUAAAAGAUUCGGCCCUACCAUUGACAGAUGUAAUACUCUCUAGCAUCUGAAAACAUCCAAGUAGCUUCAGCAGCAAAUGUUAUGAGGGACUCUGGGGUCUCUAUGAUCCAAAUUCGUGGGAAGGAAGGGUGGGGAAGCCUAGGUCCAAGUCCUGUUGAUGCCGCUGUACUUUUGGGCCAUCUGAACAGGCAUCUUAACCUUGCUGUGCUUCAAUAUGCUUGAUUAUAAAAUGGCUAUUAAAAAAAAAAAAAAACACCUACCUCACAGGUGCUGUGAGAGCAAAUCGCAUAUGCUAAAUAUUUUGAGUCCUUAGCUUAAAAGGUGCUAUGUAAUGCAGUGCAACAGGCUUUAUGCUAAAUGCUACAAUAAUUACAUAAUCACAAUGGUCAUCAGUAGUAGUAACAUCAUCUUAGUACGACAUCUGCCAAAAUAAAGAUCAACUACAAACUAUCAGUGCACCUAAUUCUUCUAAGACUUGGGCUUUUCCUUCGCUAUAGUUAAGGUGUUUGGGAAAGCUUCGAUUUCUCCUCCACCUCCUGUGGUUUCAAUGAAUAAGUUACCCAUUCGGUGUGCUGCCUUGAUAUCCCAAGGUGCUGAAAGUAAAGGCGGCUGCCUUUCCUUGGGAGGGAACCUCUGGCUAGGGGUAUAUCACAGUAAGUGAACUAUAUGCUUUGCGAAAUGCGUUGCAAAAACUUAGAUCUCAGGAAACAUUUGAUCUCAAUUCUCUAAGAACUUUAAGGACAGUUAGAACUAGUCUACCUUUAUCAGGAAAAGAAUAGGCACUCGCAAACCCACACAUUGUUCACCUUCUACCAUUCUUUAUAACUCCUGUUGUUCUCAAAGAAAACCCCAUAGCUGAAAGAGUGUACUUCUUAAAUUAUUUACUUAUCCAUUUUUUUAACCUGAUCCCUUGAAGCCCCCCUAGAAGUUGAUAGCAAACAGACGAAAUGAACAGAUGCGAGUAGUAGCCUAUUUCUUGAAAACACUGGAUCUUUUAUCCUCAGCCCCAAGGAAUCCAAUAUGAGACAAGUUUCCCUAAAUACAUCUCAUCUCACAGCUAGCAGGACUACUGAUUUUGAUUCCAAAACAGCAUGAGGUCGCCUGGGGAAAGAUGGGUUGGCACGAGGUGUGCUGUCCUCCAACCCCGCAGCCCCAGCAGCUGUGAGUCGCAGUCACUGGAAGGUCUCAGGAGUUCACUCUUGGUUAACCUCCCAGCCGUGCAGCUGAACCAAGCCUCUGUCUCAUAACUCCUGCCUUGCGUCUACCCCGUGCUCGGUCAAGCUGCCUUUGGUGUCAAGGAAUUGCACACGAUAAACAUUGCAUAUGCACAUGUAUGAUAUGUUUUUAUAUGUGCAUAAACAUUAUGAAUAGAGCCUGAAUAGAGCUCCAGGCUUUAAAAGGAACAAAAAUCAGAGGGUCAUCUGUCUUAAAGAACUAUUUCCUAACUUCUUCUGGUAGGUAGUGCCCAUGUGACGAACAUGUAAAUACUCAUCAAAGACAACAUGUACAUAUUUUAAAGACAUUUUUUUCUUCUCCCCAACUGUACGUAUAGCUAGAACCUGCUUGCUAUGGAACCUUUUCUUCUGCAUGGAGCUUGGUGAAGCAAGGCCAUUUGUCCAGUGUUUCAAUAGCCUUAAGCAUGUUUGCCCUUUGUUUCACUUGAAUGUUCAAAAAAUGUUUAAGUGAUCGAGAGAAAGCUCUUUCUCCUUUUGUUAAUUUUAUGACAUGACACUGGCCAAAUUAUUUGUAAGCCACCCUUACCAUUUCCCUGACAUAAAAUGAAGUUUCAGACAGUGUUCUACCAAGAGCCAUUUAGACGAUUUUUACAAAAACUUUAUCUUACCACCUAUUUGUUCAUUAUGAACUGGAUAACAAUAAGUAUCAGUAAUCAGUGUCUAUGUUCUUAAAGUUUCUUUUUAAAAUUUAUUUCUUGGAAAAAAAAGUUUUACCUUUGGUGGCUUGUUUGUGUGGCAAUGUCUUCUUACAUUGGAGCAAAUGUCACUUUCAAUGUGUAAUACUGUACUGUUAAAUAACCAGAAUCAAAAAAUGAAGAUCAUUUUGAUUUGGAUUAAAUUCAGAAGAACAAACCCCUUCGAGUGAUAUGCUAUGGAGAAAAUAAACUCUUUACAGAGAAGCCAAGGAAGGAGUUUUUCAAUCAACUCUCUUCUAUCAAAGGACAGUGGACUAUUUACCUAAAGUAUCCGGGAUUCAUUUUUUAUCUUUCCUAAUAUGUGGGUUUAGUGGGGGAAUUGAUUAUGUCAUUUCUUCUGUAAAGGCGAAGAUAGUUUUUAUAAGCAACAAAGUAACUUGUGAAUGAAAGAAGUAAUUUAGAAAUGCUUGUUGAUAAUUGACAUUUAGGUAUAACAUUAUAUAUGAAUGAUUGUAUUUAUGUAUUUUGUCAAAAUUGUACAUACUGUUUCGCCAAAUGUAAUUGUCUGUAAAAGUGCACUCUCCAGGUUUGUAGUACUAUUUAGGGUUACAUGGGUUGCCAGUCAAGCUGCUAAUCAGAAAACUAUUUUUUGUAUCAAUGUUAUAAAACUAAAAAUGGAAAAACAGAUGCUGAAGAUGUUAUUACAUUCAGUUCUUCACCUUCCUCUUAAAAUGUAAACUGUUGAUCAAAAGCACGAUACUAAUGUACAGGCCCGUCUGUCACGAGGAAGACUAUGGUUCCAUAAUGCUGAGGUUUUUAAACCACUGGGACAAAUAAACAGAAGGAGAACAUAUUUUUCCCUUUGGUUCUUUUCUGAAACAAUUUCUUUGGUGAGACAUGAUUCUUAAAACUAGCUGAUGCCCUGCGGUUCAUCAUUAACUUUCUCUACAACAUCAAUAAUAGGGAAAAAGCCAAGUGCAUCUUUACAGUCAACUUGGAAAAGAUUUAAUCCAGUGAAAAGGCCAGGGGAUACUCCUGGAUUUAGGAAAAUAGGUAUCUUACUUGUCCCUUAGUGGCCUCAGGGAAGUGUUUUUACUAGAUUCUGUAUUAAAUUCUAUAGGUUGAACAUGCCAACAAAUUCCAACCCAAGAGAGCAUUAUAUCGAUAAGGUGCUUGGGGAAUUAGGACAUGUUAAAUCUAAGGCCAAAAUGUCAUUCUUAUGUUUUACCCACUUAUACUCUUUGGAAUAUUGCAUACUACUUUAAAAGUUUAAUGGGAUUGAGAAAGAUCUAGUCAAACAUUCUUUACAGUAGACAGGCUGAUUGCUGUAGGCAAGAGAGUAAGAGCUAUUUAAGAGACAAAAGUUCUUUUCAUUAUCAGUCUUGUAACUAAACAGGUCCUCACUUUUCAAGGUGAAGUUAACUUUGAAUUCAUUCUCCCUAUGUCUUGGAGUCCAAAAAGGUGAAGUCUGUCAGGUGAGCUUAACUAUGAGUAAAUAAUAAAAACAUAAAAGGCACAGAUGUGUAUCCCAUGUAACUUUUUCAAAGGACCAACAUCAAGAGUCAUAGGCUAAAAUAUGGUCCCCAGAGCAAGAACGCCAAACUCAUCUGGCGAGUUGAGCUCCACCAGAAACUGGAGGCUGUGGCUCAGCAAGCUAUUUUAACAAGCCCUCUAGUGAUUCUGAUGCCCGCUGAAGUUGAGGUGCUGAUCCAGAGCGGAGACUGGCUAUAUACAGUCCGUGAAGCACAUCCGCCCUGCUGCCCACAGCUCCGAGUAGCUUCCCAGGGAACAUUGACAGUAACCCUGAGCCCUAACUAAGGGAAAUGCUGUCCAGUGGUAAAAAUGCCAUUCCUCUUCUUAGAUGUGUCUUACAAACAGAUAUUGUACUCAAUUAUUAUAUUUUGAAUUCCAUCCAUACAGCAACCAUGGAAAUUUGCUUUCUCUCUCGUUGUUUAUCUAUUAUCAUAUAUCUUCAAUGUUGCUUCUUGGCCUUAAAAUAUUUAUUAUAUGGUCCUUAACAGGAAAAGUUUGCCAAAACCCUCUCACCUAGAGAAACAGGAAACUCUGAAGAAGGUGCUACAUGCAAAAUCCUUCCAGGGAUGAAUGAGGAAUCACAUCUAUGAAGCACACGGAUGGAAUUAUCUCUUCCCGUAGCCAGGGAAAUGGCAAUGCCGUCAAGAUAAUGACUUGCAUUAAAAACCGACAGCUGCAUAUAUUUUUUAAAAUAUUUCCUUUUUCUCUCUCAGAGCGAUUUUUAAAAAU